UUCAUGUCGGCUUCUGCUCGAGCCGUCAUCCGAGCAAGAUACAAGAAGAAUGGGCAUUAUUUGUUCCCGCGUACUAAUGUCUCACUUACCUCGCUCUUUCCAGACUACUAAUUAUUGGUUUCAUCAUCUCGACGCGUGGCGAAUGAGGCGAUACGACUCGGCGCCGAGCGCCAACACGAGGAAUGUGUAACACAGAAUCGUUGAUAUGGGAACUCACUCCACCUCACCUUUGCAUCAUUAUAAAGCCGCCUAUAUGUCUCAUGAUAUGAGGCCCCUUAUCUCUUCUUCGAUAUCGAACUGGUGACUAUAGAACACAGAAGCUAAUGGCAACACUGAAGACCGCUUUUGGGGAGUUUCGAGGUAAAAGGAGUGAUUUUGUGGUGCAAUAUCUUGGAAUUAAGUAUGCGAGUUUGAAAGACCAGUUAUCGGCGCCGGAGAUGGUAGACAGGUAUGAGAGUGAAGUUGUGGAUGCUUCGGAGUUUGGACCCAAAUGCAUCGCCACAGAUGCUUGCGAGUACGAACAAACCUUUCUCAUUCAGCAGCGACUAGAAAUCCCAAAAUCUCCUCCCAUGUCUGGCCUUGAGUCUCUCAAUCUCAACAUCACGGUGCCAGACAUUCCGAACACAAGACCGCUUCCAGUGAUGGUCUUCAUUCAUGGCGGAGGUUAUAGCAUUGGUUCCAAUUACUGGCCGCAGUAUGACCCCGCACGGUUUGUCAAGCUAUCCAUAGAACAAGGACGUCCGGUCAUUGUUGUCAACAUCAACUAUCGCCUAGGAGUGCUAGGCAACUUGACUUCUGAAGAGCUCCACAGAGCCGGAUACCCAGGAAAUAAUAGCCUCCGUGACCAAAAGUGUGCUUUGCAAUGGAUCAAAUUUCAUAUUGAGGGGUUUGGAGGAGAUCCUGAGAAUGUUACGGCUUUUGGGGAGAGUGCAGGAGCCAUUUCCGUCCUCAACCAAUUGUACUCCGAAGACCCACUAUUUAAGAGGGGCAUCAGCAUGUCCGGCACACCGAUCAUGCUCAAGCCACUCCCCCCUUCGGUCACUGAGAUUGCGUACGGGAAGAUCAUGAAAGAGCUCGCGCUUGAAAACGCCACUGCUGAGGAACGAAUCCGGCGACUCUUGACAAUUGAGCCCGAUGAACUUGUCGCAAAGACUCCGAUGGCAGUUCCACUUUUGCCUUAUCUGGACGGUGAGAUCAUCCCCACCAUGGCAUCUUUCGAAAAGCUCUCGAGUACCGCAAACCGACCAGAUUUCUCUAUUCCUGGAAGUCAAUGGUGCACUGACCUUAUGAUUGGCCAUUGCCAGCACGAUGGUAAUGUCUUCAUGUUCAUGGGUCUCGAGUCUCGCAAAGCCGGCAUCGCAGCAGCAUUCUGCUCCUCCCUCACUAAAAACCUCUCUAGCCCAGCUGCUGCUGGGGCAGUUCUCCAAGCCUACAAGAUUUCUCCGUCAACAUCAGACGAUGAAGCUAUGAAAGCUCUGUUAUCUUUCACAACCGAUAUUGCAUACUACGCCCCGGCGCUAGCGUAUGCUCGGUUCUGGCCCGGCAGGACGUUCUACUACCAAUUCAACGAGCCCAAUCCCUGGGACGGCCCGGCUAAAGGUCUUGCAAACCACAUGCUAGAUGCUGCCUUUCUCUUCCAGAACUAUAACAACAAGCUUUCACCGGAGGCCUGCGAGGUAGCUGUUGAGCUAGCUAAAGACUUCAUCUGUUUCGCAAAUGGUCUGCCGCCAUGGGAGGAGUUCAACGAUGCGAAAGGAAAUGUACGUAUCUACGGACCGAGCAAGACUUGGAUCACAGGUAUGGGGGACUAUAAUGGGUGGUAUAAUGGCAGAAAAGAUACGCUGUUCAAGCUACAAGAAGAGGGCAACGUUGACUUGGAUGAGCUGAGCCUAGCAUGGGAUAAAUUUUUGGCAGGGCAAUGAAGACUUCAAAAUAGCAGGAUGCCACCGAAGAGUUCAGGAUAUGACGAAAGUCGGGGUGAUUUUUCUAUAACAAUGCUGAGUUUGGCGAAAUAGGUCCGUUUGGUUAACCUUUAAUGCCUUCAUGACAUCCGGGGCUGCAGUGUAACAGCUGUUUUCAUAGUGGUACCUUUUCCAUAUGAGAAAUGAGGGAACCACUAAAGCUUCGACUUAACCUUCCUUUCCUUAUCCGCUACCUCUUUCUUAGACUCUUUAUUCACCCUCUCCGCAACCCUAAGCGCUUCCAAAAUGGCUUAACCUCACUAGCGGAUGUAUUCUAUAGUAAGCCACACGACACUCACUUGCUAGCAAUCCGCAAUAGCCACCAACUUGUAUCAAAGGCUCUCUAAUCUCCAC
Molecule: messenger RNA, 2315 nt
Organism: Lindgomyces ingoldianus
Lineage: Eukaryota; Fungi; Ascomycota; Dothideomycetes; Pleosporales; Lindgomycetaceae
Product: carboxylesteras-like protein
Exons: 4
Coding region: 324-1922 (532 amino acids)
Source: RefSeq, a predicted model, not a curated record